Molecule: messenger RNA, 2100 nt
Organism: Labeo rohita (rohu)
Lineage: Eukaryota; Metazoa; Chordata; Actinopteri; Cypriniformes; Cyprinidae
Gene: sox21b
Product: SRY-box transcription factor 21b
Exons: 1
Coding region: 359-1102 (247 amino acids)
Biological process (GO): cell differentiation; regulation of DNA-templated transcription; anatomical structure morphogenesis
Molecular function (GO): DNA-binding transcription factor activity, RNA polymerase II-specific; RNA polymerase II cis-regulatory region sequence-specific DNA binding
Source: RefSeq, a predicted model, not a curated record
AGUGCGCUCCUUAUUUCACAUGUUGCAACUCUCGGUUGACAAUCACUCGAUUUAAGUUAUCAGCGGCGCUUGCUUCACCAUGGUGAAGAGGAAAACAAAAAGCGAGCAGAGCUGAGGAACACGGCUUCCCUUCGACUUCAUCUGCGACUUUUUGAGGAUAUACUAAAGAUGCAUUUGAGAACAUUGCUUUCGUAAAAGUUUAAGAAGAAUUACGAUUGGACUUGUUUUUUUUUCCGCGGCGGAAUGAGGCAGUGAGUCCGGAGACUUUUCGCGUACUUGUCAAAAUUACGCAAAUCCAAGUGACUGUCAGUGGAUUUUUCUUUUUUUACCUGAGCAGGUGAAGCGAACGCUUGCCAUCAUGUCCAAGCCCAUGGAUCACGUUAAGCGUCCCAUGAACGCGUUCAUGGUGUGGUCCCGAGCGCAGCGGCGAAAAAUGGCUCAGGAAAACCCGAAAAUGCACAAUUCUGAAAUCAGCAAGCGACUCGGAGCCGAGUGGAAACUUCUGACGGAGUCCGAAAAGAGGCCGUUCAUUGACGAAGCGAAGCGACUGCGGGCGAUGCACAUGAAGGAGCACCCUGACUACAAAUACAGACCGAGGCGAAAGCCUAAGACUUUAAUGAAGAAAGACAAAUUCGCGUUCCCGGUGGCGUAUAAUUUGGGAGAGCACGAGGCGCUGAAAGUGGGCGGCUUACCGAGCGGAGCGCUUUCCGAGUCGCUAAUGAGCAACCCCGACAAGGCGGCGGCGGCGGCGGCGGCGGCCGCGGCCAGGGUGUUCUUCAACCCCUCCAUGUCUACAAACCCCUAUUCGUUUUUUGAUCUCGGCUCAAAAAUGACAGAACUUUCUCCACCGUCCUUUCCGUACGCUUCACCGUUGGGUUACCCGACAGCGGCGACGGCUUUCUCCGGAGCGGGCGCUGUCGGAACCGGCGCACAUACCCACACGCACUCCCAUCCAUCGCCGGGUAACCCGGGCUACAUGAUUCCGUGUAACUGCGCGGCUUGGCCGUCGGCAGGGCUCCAGCCGCCUCUUGCCUACAUUUUACUACCUGGAAUGGGCAAACCACAACUUGAACCGUAUCCCGCGUACGCGGCGGCGUUAUGAGACUGAGAAAGUUUCUAAGUGUGAAAUAAACGCAAUACACGUGGAGCAUGAACAUGUGAUGCCACGGUCGUCAUAUCAGAUAUCACAUGUGUUUGUAUCAUGAUUAAUGCCUUGAUGUAAGGUAAACAACUCUUGUGGAUAUUAAGCGAGCGAAUCCAGUGCGCCCUUAUCAAUGUGAAUAAUUCUAUGAAAAGCUACCACGUCAGACUAACCUGUUGACUCUGUAACUAGUUUACCAGAGAAAAUGCUGGUUGAAGUGGUUGCGUUUUAGCUAUAUUGGAAAAAAAACUGUUUUAUUAUGACCUUGACGAAUUAACGCGCAGUUUUGUUUUUGUUUUUUUCUUCUUCUUCUUCAAAUCAGUCAUGUUGCUGUAAAUGUGUACAGUUUUAUUAAAUCAUAUCUGGUUAGUGCUCCGCAUGCCGGAGCUGAUGGACUAGAAAUCGGGUGUAUAUUUUGAGUUCCAUGGAUGUAUGUAAUAUUUAUUGUUCAGUCAGUGAAACCCAAUUUGUUGAUCGUGGGACACGCCGUGUCCUUUGAUAUUUGCACAAAGGGAGACCAUGAGCACUUACAAGUGUAAUUUAUUGAAGAAAAACAACAUGCCCAAGUUUCUGAAAUUUCUGGUCCGUCGACAUCAGACAGAUGCGUUCACAAAAGAAAGUCAGUUCGUUUUUUACUAACUCGAAGUGAAAUUGUAUGUUAUAUGUUUUGCAUAAUUCCACUUAUAUGUACUUCAAAUGCCUAUCGUUCAUUUAUUGAACAAGGGGGAUAUAAUAAAGCGUAUGCGGAAAAAAGGAAAUUGCUCUGUAGUUCUUGAUGAAUGGCGAACAAGAUUUGUAUCUUGAAUGCCUUUACUUGGUCGGACCAGGUGAAGUGUAAAGUAUCCUCUAAAGGACGCUUUUGUUCGGGCUUUGAAUAGAAUUACUCAGAAAUCUCAAGCAAGUCUUUGUAAUCAAGAGCCAAAAUCCUGAAUUAUCACAAAUCAGAUCAUGAAUAGGAA